This is a messenger RNA of Orbicella faveolata, 2354 nucleotides long. Its product is annotated as vacuolar protein-sorting-associated protein 25-like. The record is from RefSeq and is a predicted model, not a curated record. Gene Ontology annotation, cellular component: ESCRT II complex. Lineage: Eukaryota; Metazoa; Cnidaria; Anthozoa; Scleractinia; Merulinidae. Gene Ontology annotation, molecular function: protein homodimerization activity; structural molecule activity. Gene Ontology annotation, biological process: protein transport to vacuole involved in ubiquitin-dependent protein catabolic process via the multivesicular body sorting pathway.
CAAAAAAAUCAUCCUACGUUGUGUCGGUUUUUGCUUUUGUACUCUUCAUCUUAAGAGAGCCUCUCUCUUGAUUUAAGAGAUUUUCUUAUUUUAGGGACCUCUCCCCUUUGUAAGGUCCUUAAAAACGCAAAGCGACACAGAAGCCGAUCGAUGGAUCGAUCGCAGAUCCCCUUGACAGGUGCAUUAUUCCUCACUUUCUCUUGCCCAAGGACAUUACAGUCAAUUUACAUGAGGUAUGAGGUAGUAUUGUGACAACUGCUUGGUAGCCCGGCCAAAUCUAAGAUGGCGAACAGUUUUGAGUGGCCCUGGCAAUAUAACUUUCCUCCAUUUUUCACGCUUCAACCGAAUUUAGACACCCGAAGGAAGCAGAUAGAGGGCUGGUGUGAUUUAGUACUUGCUUACUACAAACAUAACAAAAACUACAUUCUCGAUGUCACGGAAGCACAGACCAGCGAAUUAUUUUGCAACAAGAAAAUUGAUCGUAAACUGUCCAUAGAUGCCAUCAAUGUUAUCUUAGAAGAGCUACAGUCAAAAGGCAACAUUGAAUGGGAAGAUAAGAAAAAACAGAGAUGUUUUGUCAUGUGGCGAACGCCAGACGAAUGGGCUGCACUGAUCUUCAAAUGGGUGCAAGGAAAUGGAAUGACAGACACUGUGUGUACAUUAUUUGAGCUAAGAGCUGGAGAUGACACUGUAAAUGAAGAAUUCUAUGGUAUAGACAUGUGGAUGCUAAAGAAAGCCUUGAGUCAACUUGAAGCCAAAGGAAAAGCACAAAUGUUCGAGGCUCCUGAUGCUUCUGAUGAAAGUGGUCUGGGAGUUAAAUUUUUUUCUUAGCAAGCCAAGACAGAGACAUAAUAAAAGUUGUGAGGAAAUGGUCUCCCUCUAGACGAUAACGGGUGGAGUGAGUUUCCUUACAAGUAUUUUCUCCGUACAGUGGCCAUUUUUGAGGUCAGAGCCAUCUGAAUGGUAGCGAUUAGGUUGUAGAUGUAUCCAGGGGGACUUCUUACCCUGUUAGCACCAACUAAACUAGUUUAACUAAAAUAGGUUUAGGUUUUUCCUGUUUGUCAAUAAUAUUAUGCUUUGUAGUCACUUUGAGAAGACAAAUUUCAAACCACCUUGCUAACAUACUUUAUUCAAACAGGUUUUUACCUUGUUAAGUUGUGGGGUGUGUAUGGAAUGAACAACUAAUUUUCAACCUCGUUUAGCUAAACCACUUUUAAACAUGUUUAGCAUGUUGCUGUGAAUGGGAGAUUCGUCAAAGGUAUGGAAAGGCUUGCCAUAAAACGCUGGUCAAACAAUAUGAAUGAACCCCCUAAAAGAAAGAAAUCUGGGCUUGACCCAAGUCAUACUUCACCCUUUACAGAUAGCGUUAUUUUUAAAAAAGAGAAAGAGUUUAUUUAAUAGUCAACUGUGAUUUCAAUAGUCUGUUGGCAGCCGGUUUUUUUCUCUAAGAGUCACUAGGACGAGUGUUUAGUUAUCACGAAUGAAAAAGGGCAGUAUGGCGGUGGCUGAGUGGGGAAGAAGGUGGGACAAGGGCAGUAUGGCUGAGUAGGGAAGAAGGUUCUUGUGCGUGCCACACCCAUGUCUCGUCCCAUUCCCCUUUAGCCAAAACGUCUCGCCUCAUAACCCCUGCUGAAUUUCAAGAGAAAAACAGACUGCCAGCAGUCUAUGAUUUUAAUGACAAUAAAGACAUUUUCAUCUAGUGCCUUUGUCUAUGAAGAAAUGUUAAAGAUUUCAAGCCACAUAAAUAAGCCAUCAACUCAGUACGACAGUUCUUCUUUGUUUUCAAAAUUAAUGCAGCUCUGAAAGAUACCUUGAUGGGUAAAAACACUGGCUGGGAGCAUUCUGUCCAGAACAACUUAAGUGAUGAAUAUCAAAAUUACAAUACACCCUUACGGGAGACAACCAGUAUUCCUAUCUCUUUCACAUGGAAAAGCCCCUCCUCUGACGAUUUGUACAAAGAAACUGAUGAACUGGACUAUUAAUGAUGUACUAUCUGACUGCAAUGUUUCUAUAAUGUUAUAAACAUUUGUACUAUUUUUGACCAGAAAGGGAUGGAAAAUGAAAAGUCAAAAAACAAUUGUCACAGUAAUUCUUCCACUCCUUAGUGUCUUCAAAUUUGAGGAAAAAAUAUUAUUCCAAAAUUGUAUUUUGCAAAAUAUUCAAGAACAUAACAACACAAGUACUUGAGUAGCUUUCAGCCCAGAAUAAAGUUUGGGACUUGUAGAUACAUGUAGUAUUACUAAAUGUAACACUUCACUGUGGAUUGGUGAAGAUUUCACGGAAAAUACCUGAGUUGUAAAUGUUAAUGGAAAAAAACUUGACAAUAAAAUUGAUCAGUUUCAAGAUUUUGUUUA